Paracoccidioides brasiliensis Pb18 is the source of this 243-nucleotide messenger RNA. RefSeq lists its product as uncharacterized. The coding region runs from base 1 to 243 and encodes 80 amino acids. The record is from RefSeq and is a predicted model, not a curated record. The transcript has a single exon.
AUGCUCCUCCAACCCCGGAAAUCUAGCAUUGACCUUCAUUCUAACCCAAUAGCCUAUAAGCGAGCUCUGCUUCCCGAAGGUUUUCAAGUUGCUGAUUCGAGCCUUGCUGACGGGAGUUGCCUUGGUUCUACCCAGGCAUGUGGUAACGAAAAUCAACGGAUGCUGCUUCCACUGGAAACUUUUGCGGCGUCGCUUCAAAUUUGUCGAAUCACCAGCCAGGAUGAACUACACACCCCGGACUAG